This is a messenger RNA of Mya arenaria, 719 nucleotides long. RefSeq lists its product as uncharacterized. The record is from RefSeq and is a predicted model, not a curated record. Gene Ontology annotation, cellular component: membrane. Gene Ontology annotation, biological process: immune response. The transcript has 4 exons. Gene Ontology annotation, molecular function: tumor necrosis factor receptor binding. NCBI's taxonomy places the organism in Eukaryota, Metazoa, Mollusca, Bivalvia, Myida, Myidae. Bases 6 to 719 code for a protein of 237 amino acids.
UCCAUAUGGAACCGCCGCCAUUGGAGAGCAGCAUGCACUGUGUGACAUGCGAUGAUAUCACACAAACGUACCCUUACACUGUCACAGAACACGUCAUUGAUGCAUGGAGACAAAUAUCGGUAUACUGUGGUCCAAUUCGCCAAAUUAUGGAGCUCCGCAUUAAAAACGAGAUGACAAAACAAUACCUGGAAAACAGACAAGCAAAUUCGAGUCAAUUUGUCGGAGAAUCGUUUAUCACCGACUGUGAGUGGCAGGGGAUCAAAACGCCUACAGCAAAGCUGGUUGAAGUGGUAGAUAGCGUACCAAGUGAUAUAGUCCAAGGUCAUUCAAAACUUCGAUGGAACAAAAACAGCCGCACAUUCACCGAAAACAAAUGCAUUCAUCUCGAGCUCGAGGGAGAAAUCUUCAUCAAGAGACCAGGCUACUACAUAGUAUCUUCAACGCUACAUGUUAAUGCCACAGGAACGAACAAUACAACAAAAACAUUCAGUCACAACCUUAAUAUGCAGUCCGACAAAUUAUGGAUGUUUGGUGUUCUUAUGCAACGCAAAAGAUCCAUCAGAGAAUCAAACAAUGUUAUUUUUACAAGUUUUAUAUCCGCGGUUUUUAAGUUUUAUGUAAAUGAUAGGAUAUCUAUAUCUGUCAGCGACCCAAAGUAUUUAGCUUAUAACAAUUCUAACCACCAUUUCACUGCCUACUACACGUACGACAUGUUUUAA